Drosophila elegans is the source of this 1134-nucleotide messenger RNA. RefSeq names its product odorant receptor 30a (gene Or30a). Lineage: Eukaryota; Metazoa; Arthropoda; Insecta; Diptera; Drosophilidae. Bases 1 to 1134 code for a protein of 377 amino acids. Gene Ontology annotation, molecular function: odorant binding; olfactory receptor activity. The transcript has 7 exons. Gene Ontology annotation, biological process: sensory perception of smell; detection of chemical stimulus involved in sensory perception of smell. The record is from RefSeq and is a predicted model, not a curated record. Gene Ontology annotation, cellular component: plasma membrane.
AUGGAAUUGAAAUCGAUGGAAACAGUGGAUAUGCCCAUUUUCGGGAGUACUCUAAAGCUAAUGAAAUUCUGGUCGUAUCUCUUCGUUCACAAUUGGCGUCGAUAUGUGGCAAUGGCUCCAUACAUGAUUAUUAACUGCACUCAGUAUGUGGAUAUAUAUCUGAGCACCGAAUCCUUGGAUUUUAUUAUCAGAAAUGUAUAUCUGGCUGUUUUGUUUACCAACACCAUCGUAAGAGGUGUUUUGUUGUGUGUGCAGCGUUCCAGUUAUGAGCGAUUUAUUGAGAUGUUGAAAAGCUUCUAUAUAGAAUUAUUGGAAUCGGAAGAUCCUUUUAUUAUCUCACUGGUUAAAGAGACCACACGCCUUUCGGUUUUCAUAGGAAGAGUUAAUUUGAUGAUGGGCUGUUGCACUUGCAUUGGCUUUGUUACCUAUCCCAUUUUUGGAUCAGAAAGAGUACUGCCUUAUGGCAUGUAUUUGCCCACGAUUGAUGAGUACAAGUACGCAUCUCCGUAUUAUGAGAUUUUCUUUGUUAUCCAAGGCAUUAUGGCUCCCAUGGGCUGUUGCAUGUACAUUCCCUAUUCAAAUAUGGUAGUGACCUUUACCCUUUUUGCCAUACUCAUGUGUCGAGUUCUGCAACAUAAGCUGAGGAGCCUGGAAAAGCUGAAAGAAGACCAAGUUCAUGGGGAAAUUAUUGGGUGCAUUAAAUAUCAGCUUAAAUUAACAGGAUUAGUGGACUCCAUGAAUGCCUUGAAUACCCAUCUUCACCUGGUUGAGUUCUUAUGCUUUGGGGCCAUGUUAUGUGUUCUACUUUUUUCGCUUUUGAUUGCUCAAACAAUUGCCCAGACCGUCAUAGUAAUUGCAUACAUGGUAAUGAUAUUUGCCAAUAGCGUAGUUCUCUACUACGUGGCCAAUGAACUGUACUUUCAAAGUUUUGAUAUUGCCAUUGCUGCCUAUGAGAGCAAUUGGAUGGACUUUGAUGUGGACACACAAAAGACUUUGAAGUUUCUCAUAAUGCGUUCACAAAAGCCCUUGGCGAUUUUGGUUGGUGGCACAUACCCCAUGAACCUGAAAAUGUUACAAUCUCUUUUAAACGCCAUCUACUCGUUGUUCACCCUUCUACGUCGGGUUUAUGGCUAA